Aspergillus fijiensis CBS 313.89 is the source of this 465-nucleotide messenger RNA. Its product is annotated as putative ubiquitin conjugating enzyme (UbcB). Lineage: Eukaryota; Fungi; Ascomycota; Eurotiomycetes; Eurotiales; Aspergillaceae. The coding region runs from base 1 to 465 and encodes 154 amino acids. The record is from RefSeq and is a predicted model, not a curated record. The transcript is spliced from 3 exons.
AUGGGCAGCCAAAAGCGGAUAGCCAAGGAACUCGCCGAACUCACCGAAUCCGCCCCCGAAGGCAUAACCGUCAAGCUAGCCGACGAAUCCAACCUCUACAUCUGGAACGUCUACAUGGAGGGACCCGAGAACUCGCCUUACCAGAACGGAACCUUCCACCUCACCCUCACCCUCCCAACCGAAUACCCCUUCAAGCCGCCGACGGUCUCCUUCCGGACGAAAAUCUACCACCCCAACGUCACCAACGACGACAAGGGGAGCAUGUGCCUGGGGAUGCUGCGGGCGGACGAGUGGAAGCCCAGCUCGCGCCUGGCGGCCGUGCUGCAGUUCGCGCGCCAGCUGCUGGCCGAGCCCAUGCCGGACGACGCUGUCGAGGGCCGCAUCGCCGAGCAGUUCAAGGGGGAUUUCGCCCGGUACGAGGAGGUCGCGCGCGAGUGGACGCGGAAGUAUGCUGUGCGGGGGUAG